AUGAAUGAUUUAAAAGAUACAAAGUCGGAAAUCUCGAUUACUAUUAAUAAAGCUACGGACAUUUACGUUCUAAAAAAAGAAGAUCUAAUAAAAUAUUGUAAAUCAAAAAAAUUAAAUUCAGCUGGUAGAUCAUCCGAUUUAAGAUCUAGACUUAGUAGGUACAUAAAAGGCAUUUUAAGCCCAGACGACGUAGAAAAUACUCUAAGCAACGAGGAACGUAUAAAAAUUAUAAAUAAAUCAAUAGCCGAAAAAAUUGAUCUUGGAACAAUAGAAAAAGAAAUAGGCCUACCCAAUUUAAGUCCUGAAACCUCUCAAAUAAAUACAGAACUCACAAAUAAACUCCUCCACACAACAUUAGAUAGCUUAGAAUUAUUUGACAAUUUAAACAAUAGUGUUAACCUAUAUUCAAAUAAAGCUCAGGAUAUAUUAAAUUCAACUGAAAUAAAUUUUUCCGAAUCUGAUAACUUAAUAAAUUUAGAUACUACCAAUAAUCUUGAAAAUACUACAGUCCCAUUUGAAGGGAAUAAACCCGAAGAAAAUAAUAAAAACUAUAUAUUAAAUCAACCAUCAUAUACACGCAACACACCAAACAUGUUUAACCAAGGCUCAGGGAAUAAAUAUAUGGUAAUAAAACCAGAUAGCUUUUCCGGACAAAGGGGAUAUUAA
Macrosiphum euphorbiae (potato aphid) is the source of this 666-nucleotide messenger RNA. The record is from the annotation of a GenBank genome assembly. Lineage: Eukaryota; Metazoa; Arthropoda; Insecta; Hemiptera; Aphididae.